Penicillium salamii is the source of this 969-nucleotide messenger RNA. The record is from the annotation of a GenBank genome assembly. NCBI's taxonomy places the organism in Eukaryota, Fungi, Ascomycota, Eurotiomycetes, Eurotiales, Aspergillaceae.
AUGGUUCGAACACGAAAUGCAGAGAAGUCUGCCCAGGACGAGGGCAAAGAAGAGCCAGUUCUUGAGCAGCCGACCGAGAACGAGGACACCCGCGAAUCACCCGCCGACAGCCCCGCCGAGAAGGGAGAUGCUCCUUCAGAAGAACAGAAGGAUGCUGCUGCACCUCAAGCGAACGAUAGAAUGGCCAGAUUCAAAGCCCUGCAAGCUCGAGCUGUAGGUGACCCCCAACUGAAACUGGCCCACGGGCCUGGUCCCAAUGAUUGUAUAACUGACAAUGUUCAGAAAUCCGCGACUGAACGCAACCUCAAAGAGACCGCAGCUGAAUCUCAGCGCUUGACCACCGACCCGGCAUUGCUGAACAACUUAUCUCGCAAGCACGCAUUUGCUUCCCACAACCUCCUCAAAGCAGACACCGAAGCAGCUGGUGAAGACUUCGAGCGCAAGCGCGCAUGGGACUGGACCGUUGACGAAUCCGAGAAAUGGGACAAGCGCAUGGAUAAGAAGUCGCGCCACCGAAAGGAUGUGGCUUUCCAGGAUUAUUCCCAGGAUGCCCGAAAGGUCUACAAAAGACAACUACGAGAUCUCCCCCCGAAUAUCGAAGCAUACGAAAAGGAAAAACUUGCUGCUAUCGAAAGAGCCGCAGCAAGUGGAGAUCUUGAAAUUGUGGAGACCGAAGAUGGUGAAAUGAUUGCAGUCGAUAAGAAUGGGAGCUUCUACUCUACUGCAGACUCAACAGGCUUCACAGACAGCAAACCGGACCGUUCUGCUGUUGACAGACUGGUCGGCGAUAUCCACAAGGCAGAGGAGGUGCGCUUGAAGAAACGCAAGGAGCGCCGUGGUGGCGACGAUGACUCGGAUGUGACAUACAUCAACGAGAAGAAUAAGCAGUUCAACCAAAAGCUGGCUCGCUUCUAUAACAAGUACACAACGGAGAUCCGAGACAGCUUCGAACGCGGCACUAUGAUUUAA